CCCAGCCCAGCAGGCCUCUCUACCCCACACUGAGGCUGGAGUCCUGUCCUCAGGUCUGUGGUCUCAGGAAAGGGGGACCAGAGCUGACGGAAAGGAGCUCCUGCAGACCUCAAGCACUUGGGGAGAGAGGACAGAGGGUGGGCUGCAGAGAGCCCCUGGUUGGCACUGCACCAUGGUACGGAACAUGGAUGACCUGGACUUCCAGCUGCCUUCCCAUGCCCAGGACAUGCUGGACGGCCUGCAGCGGCUGCGCUCUUUGCCCAAGCUGGCUGACGUCACGCUGCUGGUAGGUGGCCGGGAGCUGCCCUGCCACCGCGGUCUCCUGGCACUGAGCAGCCCCUACUUCUAUGCCAUGUUUGCAGGCGACUUUGCCGAGAGCUUCUCUGCACAGGUGGAACUGCAGGACAUGGAGCCAGAUGUGGUGGGGCAGCUGGUGGACUUUGCGUACACGGGCCGGCUGACCAUCACACAGACCAAUGUGGAGGCGCUGACACGUGCGGCCUCGCGCCUCCAUUUCCCUGCUGUGCAGAAGGUCUGCGGCCGCUACCUCCAGCAGCAGCUGGACGCCACCAACUGCCUGGGCAUCUGUGAGUUUGGGGAGCAGCAGGGGCUGCUGGGCGUGGCUGCCAAGGCCUGGGCCUUCCUCCGGGAGAACUUUGAGGCCGUGGCACAAGAGGACGAGUUCCUACAGCUGUCCCAAGACCGGCUGGCCACCUGUCUGGCAAGUGACCUGCUGCAGAUACAGUCAGAGCAGAGCCGGCUUGAAGCCCUGCUGCGCUGGGUACGCCAUGACCCCCAGGCCCGGGCCACCCACCUGCCUGAGCUGCUUAGCCUGGUGCAUCUGGAUGCUGUGCCCAGGCCCUGCGUGCAGCAGCUGCUGGCCUCAGAGCCACUGAUCCAGGGGUCAGAGGCGUGCCAGGAGGUCCUGUCCCAAAGCUACAGUGGGGAUCUGCCUAGCCUUCCACAGAAGCUGCAGGAGGUGCUAGUGGUGGUGGGCGGGCGGGCGCUGGAGGAGGACGAGGAGGGCAGCGAGGAGCCCGAUCCCCGUCCCGGAAACUUCGCCUUCUACAACACCAAGGCCAGAAGGUGGAUGGCACUCCCAGACUUUCCAGACUACCACAAGUGGGGCUUCUCCCUGGCAGCACUCAACAAUGAUGUUUAUGUCACAGGUGGCUCACGGGGCACCAAGACAGACACCUGGUCAACCACCCAGGCCUGGUGUUUCCCACUGAAGGAAGCAGUCUGGAAGCCUGUGGCGCCCAUGCUGAAGGCCCGCACAAACCAUGCCAGCACCGCUCUCAACGGGGAGAUCUACGCCAUUGGCGGCACCACCCUAGACACGGUGGAGGUGGAAAGCUAUGACCCCUACACAGACUGCUGGACACCCAUCAGCCCGGCCCUCAAGUAUGUCAGCAACUUCUCAGCUGCCAGCUGCCAGGGCCGCCUCUACCUGGUGGGCUCCAGUGCCUGCAAGUACAAUGCACUGGCCCUACAGUGCUACAAUCCCAUCACAGACACAUGGAGCGUGAUCGCCUCCCCCUUCCUGCCCAAGUACCUGUCCUCACCACGCUGUGCCUCACUGCAUGGGGCACUGUACCUCAUCGGUGACAACACCAAGAAGGUCUACGUGUACAACCCAGGGGCCAACCUGUGGCAGAAGGUGCAGUCCCAGCACAGCCUACAUGAGAACGGUGCCCUGGUGCCACUGGGUGAUGCACUGUAUGUGACAGGCGGCCGCUGGCAGGGCAUGGAUGGUGACUACCACGUGGAGAUGGAAGCCUACGACACUGUGCAGGACGCCUGGGCCCGCCAUGGUGCUCUGCCCCGCCUCUGGCUCUACCACGGGGCUUCCACCAUCUUCCUGGAUGUCUCCAAGUGGACGCAGCCCUUCAGCCCCACCCAGGAGCACUAGGCUAGGGAGAGGCCCUGUGGCAGCUUCUCAUUGUCCUGAGGAAUGGCCCCUUUUAUUUCUGCUUGUUUGUUUACUUGGAGCUGCCAUCCUCUCCAGGGCUUGGGCUGGGCUCGGGCCACCAAGGGAUGUCAGCUGGCAUACCUUAGGAGAUAUAGCCCUGGUCUCAGAAACAACCAAAGCAACAUAGCAAUCAGUGACAAGGACCUGGAUCCUGGCAUCUGCACAGUGGGGAGGAGGCUCUGCUGCCUCUGAUGUUGCCAGGACCUCAGAGAAAAGAGCCGAGGGGCCUGGGACAGCACCCUCAGAACUCAGGGACUCGCCAAUGCCAAUGCCAGCUUUCCCUCUGCCCUACCUGUGGUUUUCUGCAGAGUUACACAAAUGAGCGGCAAACGGGGUGGCCCAGGAUGCUAGGCAGAGCCCUCCCUGGUGGGCCUGCUUCCACCUGGCCCUCAGCCAUGUGGCCACACCCUGCAGCAUCCCCAGUCACCACAUAUGGGGUGGCUCGGGGUAUGUGGCAGGGGGCAGGCUUUGGGCUUGGUGGACUUUGGGUUCUCCCACUCCCAGUCUCUGUUUGUUGGUGCUUUGUUUCCAAAUCUGCUUUGGGGGACUCUUUCUGUAUCCCCUGCCACCAGGAGGGCAAGCCCCACAGAGGCCCUGGGAAGAAAAGGGACUGGAGUACAGGACAAGGAGCAAGGGUCCCAAGACAGCAGGACAGAGCGCUAAGGGACAAGGACUUCCUUUGCUUUUUGGGGCAAUUGUCAUCCAAAUGAAAUCUCUUCCUCAGAAUGAAAUUCCCCACAGUGUGAGAUCCACCUGGGGUCUGCAGGAACUUCUGAGGUUGGCUCCUAGGUGAGUCAAUGGCUUGCCCCCAGCAGCCUCCCGAGAGAGGGUGGUGGAAUGCAUUCAAUGAGCUCUUCUGCCAGCCAAGGUGUGACUGAGGUGGCUGAGCCCUGUUCCAGGGCCACCAAGGCUCACUGGGGUCCUGCACAGGAAUGACUGGGCUUCAUGGGUCCUCUCUCUCAUCUUGAACUGUGUUUGUAACCAAGGAGACAAUAAAGGACUCUCACUGCAUGUGAGUGACAUGUCCCAUCUGUCACAGGCUGUCAGAGGACACAGGGUACAAGUCAGGAGUUGGGUCCAGUCAGCACCAGCCCUGGCACUGGCCCAAGGCCUUGGGUAGCUCCCAUCUCUCUGUGGAUUGGGGUUCCUCUCCAGGGCUGACUCACAGAGACCAGAGGGCUCUCUGCCAUCCCCGGGUUCUAGGAACAGGAAUCAUGGGAUUCUUCCCCUCUGAAGGUCAGGAUCCACUCUGCUCCAGGAACUGGCUUCUGAUGCCAUUGCUUUUGGGAGAAUUGAGCUAGCUCUGAGGCCAGACAGAGCGGGGCCCUAGUAUCUACUUCCUGGGGAACAGAACCCAGACCUGCUGGUGUAUUGGGUGAAAGCAAGGAGCAGAUUCUGGGAGCCUUGAACCUGCAACCUGGAAAUCUGGAACGCUUUCUAGGCAGUCUGGAAGGAGGUUGGCCUGGGGCUGUUUAGAAGUGAGGACUGGCCAGGUACUGGUGGCUCACACUUGUAAUCCUAGCUACUCAGGAGACUGAGA
Molecule: messenger RNA, 3512 nt
Organism: Castor canadensis (American beaver)
Lineage: Eukaryota; Metazoa; Chordata; Mammalia; Rodentia; Castoridae
Gene: Klhl30
Product: kelch like family member 30
Molecular function (GO): protein binding
Source: RefSeq, a predicted model, not a curated record